Cloeon dipterum is the source of this 713-nucleotide messenger RNA. Its product is annotated as oligosaccharyltransferase complex subunit ostc-B. The record is from RefSeq and is a predicted model, not a curated record. Gene Ontology annotation, cellular component: oligosaccharyltransferase complex. The transcript is spliced from 5 exons. NCBI's taxonomy places the organism in Eukaryota, Metazoa, Arthropoda, Insecta, Ephemeroptera, Baetidae. Bases 170 to 619 code for a protein of 149 amino acids.
AGAUGGCAGCAGCUCAAAGAGUUUCAAAAAGUUUUGCGUUUGGUACUCCCCAGUACUCCCGCAAGACUGCUUAUGUUUACCGCUGCCGUACCAACAUCCCAGUCACGCCCACAACGCCUCUUGCCAGCUGAAAUAAGUAAACGUCAGCCGGCUUCAGAAAACUGACGGCAUGGAGGCACUCUUUAGCAUUCCAUUCAGCAUUUUGGAAGUUCCGAACCUGAAGAUAAAGAAACCAACAUGGAUCCACGUUCCUUCAGCAAUGACAGUCUUUUCGUUGGUCGUCCUUUCUUACUUCUUGGUCACAGGAGGGAUCAUUUACGACGUCAUAGUCGAGCCUCCCAGUGUUGGAUCCACCACUGACGAGCAUGGCCAUUCAAGACCUGUCGCAUUCAUGCCCUAUCGAGUGAAUGGACAGUACAUCAUGGAAGGACUGGCAGCCAGCUUUCUGUUCACCAUGGGAGGUUUGGGUUUUGUCAUUCUUGAACAGACACAUUCCCCGGCUACUCCAAAGCUGAACAGGCUGCUGCUCAUUUUUGUUGGCUUCAUCUGCAUCCUAGUGUCUUUCUUCACGUGCUGGAUUUUUAUGAGGAUGAAGCUCCCUGGAUAUUUGCAGUCGUAGAAAUCUCGAACACCUGGAUCUUAAACGUUUUGUACAAUAUCAUAUUAUAUCGCACUUGUGAAUAAAAAAUCUGAUUUUUCUUUUCAAUUAAAAA